AUGGCCGACAUCGAGGAACGUCUGCGAGGCCAUUCCGAGGCUUUCGCUGGCCUCAUGGAGCUGAUUCCCGCAAAAUUGUACUAUGGCGAGGAGAACAGUGACCAGUGGAAGCGCAAAAAGCAGACCAAAGCGGAAGCUAGGGAAGCCAAACGAGCCAAGUUGGAUCCGGACUCUGCCAAAACCGCCAAAGACGUGAUGGACGAGAACGCGCGGAAACGCAAGCGUGAGGAGGAGGGCCAAUCCGAGCCCGGCUCAUCCGAUGACGAAGAAGUAACCGGCACCGAAAAGCCCAAAGAAGGGCUCAAGCGAGGCGAACUGAAGUCGAAGAAACAGAAGCAAGCCGAAGGCACAGAACAAAAACCCGAGGACGCCGAAGCCCUCAAACAGAAAGAAGAGAAGCAGGCGCAGAAGACCGCCGAAAAGAAAGAGAAGCGCAAGGCCAAAGAUGCUGCCAAGAAGGCCAAACUUGAACAGCAGAGCAAGGGCAAGACUGAGACCACGCAACAAAAGUCCGAACCCAAGUCCAAGAACGACAAGCCCACCCAGAAGGAGCAACCGUCCAAGGAGGCUGAGGAUGAUGAUGAGGUCGAUGGAGAAGAAGCUGCUGCCGAGGGCCUCUCCCUGGAGUUCAAUCCCGACCAGACGUCGUCGGCCUCUUCGGCCCCCAACUCUCCCAACUUUGAUGCCUCCAAUUCCCACUCCGGCAGCUCCUCGAUAUCAUCCAUUGUUCCACCGACCGCUCCCAGUGACGCUUCCAAGACCUCAUCUACCGAUGCUAAACCUCUCAAACCCACGCCGGAGGAGCUGAAGCAGCGUCUUCAGAAACGUCUCGAUGAACUUCGUGCUGCGCGUCAUGCCGAUGGCCUGAACGGCCAGCCGGCACGGAACCGCCAGGAGCUCAUCGAAGCCCGACGACAAAAGGCCGAACAGCGCAAAGCCCACAAGAAACUGCUCCGACAGAAGGCCAAGGAAGAGGAACAAAGACAGCGGGACGAGGCGAUCGCCCGGCGGUUCUCACCGGGCGGCUCGGGAUCCCUGCUCGCGUCGCCGCGCUCUCCGGCCGAAUCGGUCUCCUCCAACAACAACUUCGCCUUUGGCCGGGUCGUCUUCGCGGACGGUCAGCACGCGGACCCCAGCCUCAGCAAUGUGCGCGAUCAGCCCAAGCACCACGGUCCGCGUGACCCGGCCGCCGCCCUCAAGGCCGCCGAGGCCAAGAAGGCGCGCCUGGCCAGCCUGGACGAGGAGAAGCGCGCCGAGCUGGAGGAGAAGGACAUGUGGCUGAACGCUAAGAAGCGUGCUCAUGGCGAGCGCGUGCGGGACGACACCUCGCUGCUGAAGAAGGCCCUGAAGCGCAAGGAGUCGGCCAAGAAGAAGUCGGAGCGCGAGUGGAAGGAGCGGCUAGAGGCCGUGAAGAAGGGCAAAGACAUGAAACAACAGAAGCGUGAAGAGAACCUCCGGAAACGGCGGGAAGACAAGGGCAACAAAGGCAAGAAACCGGCCGCCGGUGGGAAGAAGAAGGCGAGACCUGGCUUUGAGGGCAGCUUCAAGGCCAAGGUCGGCGGCAAGAAGAAAUAA
This is a messenger RNA of Aspergillus terreus NIH2624, 1575 nucleotides long. RefSeq names its product putative 60S ribosome biogenesis protein Rrp14. The record is from RefSeq and is a predicted model, not a curated record. Gene Ontology annotation, biological process: ribosomal large subunit biogenesis; ribosomal small subunit biogenesis. The coding region runs from base 1 to 1575 and encodes 524 amino acids. The transcript has 3 exons. NCBI's taxonomy places the organism in Eukaryota, Fungi, Ascomycota, Eurotiomycetes, Eurotiales, Aspergillaceae. Gene Ontology annotation, cellular component: nucleolus. Gene Ontology annotation, molecular function: DNA binding; RNA binding.